This is a messenger RNA of Nematolebias whitei (Rio pearlfish), 2313 nucleotides long. It is a transcript of the gene lrwd1, whose product is annotated as leucine-rich repeats and WD repeat domain containing 1. Gene Ontology annotation, biological process: chromatin organization; establishment of protein localization to chromatin. Lineage: Eukaryota; Metazoa; Chordata; Actinopteri; Cyprinodontiformes; Rivulidae. Gene Ontology annotation, molecular function: protein binding; chromatin binding. The transcript has 15 exons. The record is from RefSeq and is a predicted model, not a curated record. Gene Ontology annotation, cellular component: nuclear origin of replication recognition complex. The coding region runs from base 1 to 2190 and encodes 729 amino acids.
AUGGAGAAAAUAACAGAGAAACUUUUACUGGAGAAAGCUUCUCCAAAAGCCACCAAGCUGGAGCAAAUCAAAGCGCUGAAUCUGUCCAAGAUGGGGCUGAAGCUGCAGGACCUUCCUGUCAAACUGCUGUCCCGUCUCCAGUCCCUGGAGCGUUGGGAUUUGUCUGGAAACCGACUGCAGGAGUUUCCAAAGAACUUGGAGCUUCGUGCGCUUCGAUACCUGGACCUCAGUGAUAACCAGAUGGAGGACGUCACCACCCUGGAGUCUCUGAGCAGCUUGGAGGAGCUCAAGCUGGAUGACAACUUUUAUGUCACUGUGAGUGACAAUUAUAAGCUGAUGGUGUUACUGCCAAAACUGAGGAUUUAUAACGGCAAAGAUGUCAGCACCACAGCCAACCACUUGAGAUAUGUGUAUAGAGACAACCUAAAGACCAGGAUCGUUGCAGUUUGGGAGAAAAACUUCAGUCUUCCAGAUCCCAGUACAGCUGAGAAAAUGUCCACUUUGGAGAAGAACUUUGUGAGCGCUGCUGCUCAUCAAGUUAAAUUUGGUCCCAGUUCAGUCAGCGAUUUCACCAAAUGGAGAGUGGAGAUUUUAGCAAAAGAGUUUCUGCGCUCGCUGACGGAACCAAAAGAAGACUUUGACAGCCAGGAGUGUGCCGACGUUAAAGAGAACUGUGAUGUCGCUGCGUCUUCCAAAAGGAAGCGAACCGAAGCAGCAGCAGAGACCAGCGUAAGACUGAUGCCUCGCAAGAAGUUGCGCUCAGAUCUCACGACAUCUCCGGUCGACAGCAGCCGUCUCAAAUCCAGCCUUCGCCUAAAACACCAGGCAGAAACUCCGAUCAGGAUAAGCCCCCUCAAGACGAGCAGAACUCUCUCUACUCCCACCAAAGCACAGACGAAGGCAGAGGCGCCCAGGAGGAGUUCGAAAGUGCAACAAACUAAAGAGGAGAAAAGUCAAGUUGGACAGAAGGACGAUUUGAGUAAAUGCAGAAAUGCUCACGCGCUUCCCAAAACAAAGACUCGGCCCGUGCGCCUGGAGCAGCUUCACGUGCUGCAGUGUCACAGUAAACAGAACAGCGCAGAGGACUUCUCCACCCAGCUGUGGAGCUGCGCCUUCCAGCCGUUUCCAGAUUCCUCCGGAAGUGGUGGGGGAAGCCGCCUGGUCGCCACCUGUGGAGGAGACUCUCUUUGUGUGAUUGACUGUGAAACCGGGAUGGUGAUGAAGAAAUACAAAGUUCCAGGAGAAGAGUUCUUCUCCCUGGCCUGGUCCACAGUGCUGAUGUCCAGCGGAGGAGAGGCAGCAGCUCAGCUCUGCAGCGUUCUGGCUGCUGGUGGGAAGAGAGGACUGGUCAAACUGGUUCAUCCCAGAAACAACGUGGCCUACGGCGAGUUCAGAGCCAGCAGGAAGUCUCUCGCUGUCCUCCGCUUCAACCACAAACAGGGAAACUUUCUAUUCACGGGAUCCUACGACAACAAGAUAAUAAUGUGGGAUAUUGGUGGCGUGGACAGCAGUUACAAUUUCAAAGUUGUUCAGCUGUUAGCGUUGGAGGUCAGCGCCACACCCCUGCACAUCUGUCUCCCCCCAGCGUCUCCCAGCACACACCUUCUGACUGCCUGCGAGGACGGCCUACACUGCUAUAACACACAACUUGGUACCAGUAGCACCACAAAGAGGUCCAAAGAAGCAGAGGUAACCUUUCCCAUUUAUAAGGAGGAUAAAAACUAUGAAUACCACACCGUCGACGGUCUGAGUUUUCUUACCGAUGACAUAGUGGCCGCUAAGGUCUACAUGCACAGUUCCAUUUACCUGUGGAGCUGGAGCAGGACCAAAUGUCAGCGGCCCGACAGGAAGAGCAAGGCAGUGUGUGCUGUGGUUCUGGCUGAGCUGCAGUGGGCCAACACCGAGGUUCCUUACCUGGCUCUCAACACCUGCCUCGGACGGGACUAUGUAGCGUGUGGUGAUGAAAAAGGCAGAAUAUGGACGUAUCACGUCAACGACUUCCAGAAACACAGUUCUGGGAAACCCAUUCUGCCCACUGAGGUGUUGGAGUGGCCGUCCCCAGUGAGGAAGGGCCUCGGUCAGAUUGAGGGUCCGUCCAUCAACAGUGUGGCAAUGGACCCGGAGCUUCACUACCUGGUUGCCUUAAGCGAUAAAAACAUGGUGAUCAUAUGGAAGAGAGAAGAGUCCUGAAGAAUAUAGACUGUACGUUCUAAUGAAUAUAAUGACAGUUUUCAGGUACUCAAAACAAAAGUUUUUGACUUUUCAGAAGAGUUACCAAAGUUUAGUAUUUUUUUAAGGUUUUUUUUUAAGAAU